Leishmania braziliensis MHOM/BR/75/M2904 is the source of this 1311-nucleotide messenger RNA. RefSeq lists its product as hypothetical. NCBI's taxonomy places the organism in Eukaryota, Euglenozoa, Kinetoplastea, Trypanosomatida, Trypanosomatidae. Bases 1 to 1311 code for a protein of 436 amino acids. The record is from RefSeq and is a predicted model, not a curated record. The transcript has a single exon.
AUGUCGAUGCAACACGAUUUCAUUCACCCGCGUCAGCUGGAUGACGUGCGGGCUAUUCACGCUGCCAUCCAGUCCUUCAGCAGCGACAUGGCCAAGAUGAUGCUCCUGAUGAAGGAGCUCGGGACUACGCUGGAGCAGGUCAGUCACUCGUUUGACGCCCUCACCUCUCUCAGCUUCAGCACCCCCGAGGUAAAGAAGUACGUGCAUCACUUUGCCGAAGAGGUUCUACGCAUGAAGGAGGGCAUCGCUUUUCGCAACUACAACAAGCUCGUACAUGAGGAGGUGCUGUUCCCGGUCGAGCGGCUGAAAACGUCCCUGAAGGAGACGGAAAAGGCAGCCAAGGCGGAGAAAAGCGCCUUCGAUAAGUACAAGAAGGCAAAGCUGCUCGUGGAUAAGCAGGAGAAGUCGUAUGCUGAGAAGAGUAAGGCACUUGACACGAGCAAAUCCUAUCCCACCCACGUGCAGGCGCGCAAUCAGUCGCUCGCCUCGCUGCAGCGCUCUAAAAACGAAUUCGAGGACAAGUUCGUGACAUUGGUGAGCGAAGUGGAGAAGGUAACGGCCACAGCACUCAAGCACUACCUCCACCUCAACGCCGGUUACAUGACGUCUGUGGUGGACGCGCUGACCAAAACAGAUCCUACCGUCGAGGAGGCUGUGGCCCUCUACCGUCAAGAACAGGAGCAGCAGCGGCUGAGCGCCAUCAAGCAGCGCUGCGCGCAGGUGAAUUCGGAGCUCGAUGCCUCGUAUGCCUCGCAGGGGUACCGACUAGGCCCGAAUGGGAGGAAUGACAGCCCGCGCGACAGCAGCAACAAACAGGAGCCUUCAAGCAGCUUCCGCAAACCACAUCAGCUCCCCAUCAGGGUCUCACCAAAUCAAUCGCCUCUCCCUAGCGAGUCCUCACCGGGGAUGCCGCUCGCCAGCACCGCUUCGGUGUCACCUAACCGGGGCACAUCAGUGGCAAAGAUGGACACCUCGAAGCCUACGGCAGUAGCAGUCACCACUAAGACGACCCCCGCCGUUGCUGCGGCCUCAUUACCGGUGGAAAAUGCGGGCCUGCUGAGACGAAACGCCGAUGUCAGUAUUGACGACGAGGACUUCGGCUCCAUUUCGCAGGUGGGGUCGGCCGGCAGGGUGGCGCCGCCGCUGUACAGCUUUAGCCGUGGCCCGCAGUCGCAGGUGUCAUCCGCACCACCACAACCUGGCUACACCACUGCUCUGAACGCCACACUGCUGGCCGAAUUCAUGACUCGCAUGGAGGCGAAGACCAUCACUUCCUCUGAGGUGUGCGUCCCCCCUCAGAAGCAGAAGUAA